Ilyonectria robusta is the source of this 858-nucleotide messenger RNA. RefSeq lists its product as uncharacterized. Lineage: Eukaryota; Fungi; Ascomycota; Sordariomycetes; Hypocreales; Nectriaceae. The record is from RefSeq and is a predicted model, not a curated record. The transcript has a single exon. The coding region runs from base 1 to 858 and encodes 285 amino acids.
AUGAAGGACCAAUGGACACCCAAACAGAUAUCCCAGCCGAGAUGCUGUCUCCCUGUUUGUGGGCUGGCGAACCUUGCUUGUCUGGCCGUGCUCUCAUGUUGUGGCGGCCUCGAUCGAUGGAUGCUGCUAGUGUUGGUGUUGCAGUUGGUGGGAAGACCACGCCGGCUUUUGCGCCACCCGCAAUCUUCUCAUAGCACAGUCGUACCUUGCAUCUUAGGGCGUGCUGUUGUGCCUCCCAAGAGACCAUACGAUUGCUACGCCUCCACCAUUUGGCUCUCAUCCCUUCCGCCCAACACCCAAGGGUUCAAUGAGGGGUCUCGCAUGGAGUGGGAGGCCUGGCACCGACCUGCGUGUGCCUGCGUCCGUAACACAACACACAACCCAAGGACGCCUGGACAGUCUCCUUACCUCGCCCCUUCUCGGAGCAUUGAGGGCUCGGCCGCGGCAGGCUGGGAUCAACGAUGCAGCUACUUGGCCGCGGCUGGUGGCCUCGUCCUCAUCUCUGGGCAAGUCUCAGGCCCAUGUGGCUCAGCAGACACUGGCUUCGAACUGGGGAGGGGAAGGGGAAGGAGAAGGAGAAGGGGAAGGGGGUGUGGUGAUAUGGAAUGGACCCGCCCCUGGUCCGUAGUCCGUGAAGGUGCGGCACCGACAGGCCUCAAAACGGGCACACCGGGCCACCCACUCAGCUCCGCCAAGUACCACACAACACGCACCCCCCGCUUUGUCGCCGCCGUUCCCACUGCUGGCGCAUGUCCCCGGUACCUUCAGUCGGGAUCUUCUGUCGACUCUUCUUCCGUCACCCUCGUUCGGAUUAAUCACACUUUUGCCGUAUACAGGACCAGGGUCUCUGAAGGAUGA